AAUAUAAUGUUGAUUCAUCAAUCCACCAAAACAACCACUAUGUAGACAGUGUCAGUAUUUUAUCAGAUUCCUCAAACAUAGAUUAAUAUAACAUAUGCCACUUUUGCUUCAAGACCUAUAAUGCAUGGAAGAAGCAGCAUAUUUAUUCUCUGUUGAUUUGUGUAUAUAAGAAGGCUUGACUGUGUAACAAGUUACACACAUCUUUGAGCAACGAUAUGAAGAUGCAACUUGGAACAGCAACGCUUCUAGCUGUCUUCAUCAGUUUGUGUACAGCAUGCCUCAUCACCAACUGCCCAAAAGGAGGCAAAAGAGCAGGAACCCACAGUCAAGAGUUACACACUAUUAGACAGUGCGCUCGAUGUGGACCUGCAAAACUGGGGCAUUGCUAUGGCCCUGCCAUUUGCUGUGGCCCACAAAUUGGCUGCCUUGUGGCAACACCUGACACUGCCCGAUGUCUGAGUGAGGCUGCAUCUCCAGUCCCAUGUACAGCUCCCACAGGAGCCCAGUGUGGAGAAGGAAAGUUUGCUGGGCGGUGUACUGCAAAUGGAGUUUGUUGUACUCAUGAAUCCUGCCAUAUCGACAUAACUUGUCAGCUGACCACCAGUGAUGCACCAGAGCUAAUAGAUGUAAGUGCUGAUCAAACGAAUCCUCUGUACAGCCUAUAUAGUUCAUAUCAGCAAGAAAACCCAGGUCUUGGACUCAGUGAAUAAUGUUCUUACUAAAAUAUUCUUCCAUAUAUACAUUUUCUGCCCAACUACCUAUGAAAAAUUUAUAAUACAAAAAGUCCUUCUCUACAGAGAAUAAAAUGGAAAUUUGUUUUACUAACUGGCAAAGUGACUGUGCAUUUAUAUGCAAAGGGUAGCCUGAAAGUAAGUUUUCAAGGUCUUGAAAUGAUUUAAUAUUCAAUAUGGAUAAUAUGAUGACUAUGCAUGACUUGUGAACUAUUUUUCUACAUUGUUCCCAUGGAGACUGAAGUACUUACACAUCAAUGGAUGAGCUUUCCUCUCCCUUGUUUUGUUACUGCUACCACAUCAUCAGUUUUGGCCUCCCACAUGCUGCUUUGCCAGUUUUGAGCUGUUGAAGCAACAUCUAGGUUUCUCAGUAUUUAUGAGGAUUAUAUAGAAGAACAGUUUAUGAAUCACAGAGUGAUAUAUUAUAUGAGUCAAAGAUUCACUGGAUCACUUCAAGACAUUUGCUUUGUAAACUUUAGACUGUUUGUGUAUGAACUUAUAAGCAGCAUUCUAUUCUAAUAUUGAAAAUGUUGACAGAUAAACAUUUCUUGUAAAUUAAAGCAAAAAUAUUAUUUCUGCCAGUGAUCUGAAGCUAUAAUAUAAAAGAAUACAUGAUACUGUAAUUAUUUGUACAUCCACAUUAUGAAAACAAUGAUAACAUGAAUCAUUCGAUCAAUAAAAGGAAUAAUUAACA
This is a messenger RNA of Zootermopsis nevadensis, 1425 nucleotides long. Its product is annotated as mesotocin-neurophysin MT. Lineage: Eukaryota; Metazoa; Arthropoda; Insecta; Blattodea; Termopsidae. The record is from RefSeq and is a predicted model, not a curated record. Gene Ontology annotation, cellular component: secretory granule; extracellular region. Gene Ontology annotation, molecular function: neurohypophyseal hormone activity.